AUGGAUGCAUAUGGUAAUCCGAUACCUGGACCAUCAAAAGAAUUUGAUAAUAUAGAAGCUACUGAAUCAGAUGGUGCUUAUGAAUUUGAUUGGUUGGAAAAAGAGUUCAAAGAUGAUGAUGCCAAAGAAGAUAUUAAAGUUCCAACAAGUAUAGUACACAGUUUGAAUAAAAAUAACAGUUAUAAAUUGGAUCAAAUUGAAACAAAUCCUAAUAUUCAAGAUUUUUUUGAAGAAAUUAAAUGCAUAGAUUUUAGUCAAAAUAUUGUACAGAGUAAUUAUAUAGAAUUAUUAGAACAAUGUAACAAAUUUAUUGAUAUUUUAGGCCGUAAUAUAGUUUCCUUAGAAGAAAUGACAAUUGAAAUUAACAGAAAUAUUGAAGUUUCAAAUAGAAAUGCAGAAAAGGCUUUUAGUUGUAUUAAGUUUGAAAAAAAGGCCAUGUCUAAAAUUACAAUGAAACCUUUGAAAAUAAAAGCACAUUUGGCAAAUUUUUUUAAAAUUGGCUUAUCAAACUGCCCACGAAGUCCUCAUCUUAGUGAGUUAUAUGAAACCGGAAGAUUAAUAUUGUCUUGCAAUGGUCGUUUUAUACUUGAAGAAUGUGUUGAAAAAAAUAUAUGGAACCAAGAGUUUAAAAAUAAAUUAGAAAAAGCAAUUCACGCAGAAGUAUUAAAUAAAAUAAAAAUUCCUAUGCUUGAACAGCACUUGCGUCUUGGUGUAGAUCGAAAUAAACAAAGUGAUCCAGAAAUAAAACAUAAAAUUGAAAUUGAAAUGAUGGAACUCGAAAAAGAAUUGGAAACUAUAUCAAAAACACCAUUUCAACAGUUAGUUUUUCAGUUUAUGGAUUCGGACUCAAAGUACGAUUGGUUACACAUUGCAAAAGAAAUUGAUAAAUCUGAUUUACAAUGUCAAAGGUUUUGGAAUUUGAUGUUAAAACCCCAUGUAUCAAGAACUAAAUGGACUAAAAAUGAUGAUGACCUUUUAAUUCGAAUUGUUGCAAGAAAUAAUGAAAAAAAUUGGCAAAAAAUAGCUGAUGAAUUGGGUACUAACCGCAAUGAGUUACAAUGUUUUGUUCAUUAUCAAAAGUUAAAGAAAAUUGUAUACAAAAAAGGUAAAUGGUCAAAACAAGAAGAUCAGAAGCUUAAGGAGGUAAUUAAAGAAAACUCCAUAGAUAAUAUAAUCAAUUGGCAAAGAGUGUAUUUUGCAAUGCACGACAAUUUGAGAAAUUUCGAUCAAAUUUAUAGCAGAUGGAUGAAUUGUUUAAGACCAGGCAUUAAGAAAGGGUUUUUGACUGAAAGAGAAAAAUUUAUUAUUAAAGAAGCUAAAAUCAAAAAUUUACCUCCAUCUAUAGUAUCAAUGAAUCUGACUAAUCGAACAUCUGCUCAAGUUCGUAAUGCUUAUCGUAGAAUUAUGUUAUAUGAUGAAGAUAUUUAUAGAGGUGGUUGGACCGCUGACGAAGAUAAUAUGUUAUUAGAUGCUGUUAAUUCAAAUGCAUCUAAUGAAUUUUCUUGGGCACAAGUAUCUCAAAAGGUACCUGGACGUAAUAGAGAACAAUGCCGUCAUAGGUUCAAAUUAAUUGAUAAUAAAAUAAAACAUAAUCCAAAAUUGACUGUUGACGACUUUCCACGCCCAUGCCGACCUUUCAAGCCUAAAGAAUUAACCUCUCUUCCAGGAGAAGAAUUAAAUGAAGGAGACUUACAUGAAAAAUUUAAACACAAUCGUCAAUUGCUUAAAACAUGUAAUGUACCAAUAGAAACAUUUGCUGAUCGGAAGUUGAAGAAAUCAUAUUUAGAAAAUAAAUUUGUUAUUGCCAAUUGCAAUUUGUCAAGUAAAUGUGAUCUCUACAGUCAUGUACUUGAUUACUUGGGAGCUAAGUUGAUUGUACCUGAAACUUUUGCCCAUAAAGAUGAUUUGAUUGAUGAUGGACUUAUGAGUAUGAUGACUUAUAUAUCAGAGAGUUCCAUUGAAGUAAUGACAUUAGAUCCCAGUAAUGUUGAACACGAUUUGUGUGGCCCACUAUUGACUCACGAUGGAGUUCACAAUGUUUUAAGAACAAGUGAUAUUAUUAAUUCCGAUCUAAGUGAAAUUGAAGGUUUGAUAGACAUUAGAUUAAGAAAUAUUCAAAAGGAACAACCAAUAGAAGAUAUCAAUACUAAGAUUUCAAUUAAAAAUAAAAAAGAUCCACUACUACCAUUAAACUUUAUUGGUUCUGUGCCGCCAAAUCACGAGACCUUUAAAAUGCUGUAUACAUAUACAAAUUCUCUAAAUUCAUGUAUGAAAAUCGAUCACUUUAAAAAUUCCCAUAUGCAUUUUGAUUGGGAUGAUGAAGAAUCUAAGAAAUUACAUAAACGCCUUGUCGCUAUUUUAAGGUUGCCAGCAUUAUUUUCUAGUUUGGUACCUCACAAUACAGCAAACAUAAAUAUGAUUGUAAAUACUGAAGAGGUUAAUAUGGUACCAUCUUCAAAUUAUUCUAGAAUUCAUUAUACUUGCUCUAAAAAUAAAAAAUUUAAUUUCAAUUUAAAAAAAGUCUUAUGA
Molecule: messenger RNA, 2529 nt
Organism: Macrosiphum euphorbiae (potato aphid)
Lineage: Eukaryota; Metazoa; Arthropoda; Insecta; Hemiptera; Aphididae
Source: the annotation of a GenBank genome assembly